AUGGAUGGGGCCAGGCCAUCCCGUCCCGACCGUCCGUAUCAGCGCACCUACAAGGCAUGUAUUCCUUGUCGGCAACGCAAGGCAAAGUGCGAUCUAGGGACGGGUCCGGACGGCUUACCGAUCGGCCCACCAUGUGCGCGAUGUCGCAGAGAGAUGAGAGAGUGCGUCUUCCCUGAGAAGCGCGCUUGGGAGAGGUCGCGCAAGCGCGGACGAUCUUCCGAAGACAACGAUCACGAGAUAUCGCCGAACGAGCGUCACUACCAGAGCACAAACGCCGUCGCUGACCAGGCGGGCGGCCAAUUCUCGCAAGCGCAUCGACCUGUUCAAUAUGGCCAGGACUCGACGAGUCCCUUCCAGCAUAGCUGGGGAUUCGCACGGUCUCAGCAGUCACCACACAACGCGCAUAGUCCUCAAGUGGGAAUCAGUCCUCAGUCAAUUGCAGAUGGCUCGGUACCCGCCAAUUCGGCCUCAACCAAUGCAUACCAAGAUAAUCGCCACCGCUCCGGGUCGACCUUGGCGAACUCCAUGAUGCGAACGGUUGUCGCGAGUGGAAACGAUGCUUUAAACAUACUCUUUGAGGCGGCAACUGCCGGCCAGGAGGACAAUGCGCCUAGCGACGAGAGUCCAUCUCAAGGGGCAGACAGCAAAGUGGGCGGUUCUAACGGACACCUGCACGCUACCCCCAAGAGCUUUGAGAGUCCGGCUGCUUUGGAGUCAUUUCCCCGUGUGAAACAUUCAGUCGAGCUGUCAGAGGCAUCAGCUGAAACUUUGCGCACAUGGGGGGCAUGUCGCUUUGUUAAAAUGGGGUGGUUCUCUGCAAGAGAAGCAGUGACUUUUGUCGACUUAUUCUAUAAGAACAUGUCCUGUCUGUCGCCCAUCUUGACCGACUUCUACGCCAAUCACCAGAACCACUUCUCGCUGAUCUCACGCGAGCCUGUUCUGUGCUCUACCAUUCUAAUGAUAUCCUCUCGCUAUCACAUUCUACCUGGCGCAAGUGGAGAGUCGAGGAACUUUUUUAUCCAUCAUCGUCUGUGGCAAUAUUGUCAGCAGCUGACAACAAGGCUUAUUUUCGGCCAAGAAAAGUCCACCAAAUCCAAGAUCAGGAGUCUCGGGACAGUCGAGGCCCUCUUGCUCAUGGCAGAGUGGCAUCCGCGCUCCCUCCAUUUUCCACCCGAGGCGGACGGCUGGGAUGAUGACUUAAUAUCGACUGAUCCGAAUCCUUCUGAAGUCUCCGACAGGAGGGAAACAACAGAAAGUCGAUGGAUCGAGGACAUGGUUGAACCGUCGCGAAGGUCUGAUCAAAUGUCGUGGAUGCUGCUUGGAUGUGCGCUUUCACUAGCCCAUGAGCUCGGCCUGUUUGAGACAGAAGAGAGUGAUCCAUACACCGACGACCAGCAAUGGAAAGAGCAGAUUAGGCUCCGACGACAGAGAGUCCAACGACUUCUCUACGUGUAUAUCAAUCAGCUAGCUUGGCGCAUUGGUUGCAUGUCACCCAUACCGCAGUCACUCAACCACGCAGUCCUGGGAGGGCGCAAGCCACGCGGGUUGAGUCAGCCCGGAAGUACAUGGCUGGUGUUUAUGGAUUCGUGGAUUGAGCUCACCAAGUUGGCACAAUCAGUCACCGACAUGUUCUUCCCCUCGGCCAAAUUUGCCCGUCAGCAACUCCACAGUGGUCGCUACGUCGGCCUGCUCGAGCAUUUCCGGCCCCUGCUCAAUCAAUGGAAAGACAAAUAUCUUCACCCAAGCAAUCUCGACACCGCCUUUUAUAAUGACCUCUUUAUCGAAUACCACUUUGUUCGGGUAUACACCCACUCUGUUGGCAUGCAAGCCGUCGUGGAGCGGGCUGUGGCGGAUGCCGAUCUAAACAAUCUUGACGAUGUCCGCCCCAUGACCAUUGACCCGACAGACUACGACUACAUCCAGGAAGUGAUUGACGGGUGCUGCCAGAUUCUGCAGAAGGUCACAAAUCUUGCAGAAGUGGGAGCCCUGCGGUUCUCCCCCGUGCGCAUCGUCCUUCGAAUCACGAGCGCCUCGAUAUUCUUGAUGAAGGCUCUCAGUCUUGGCACUCGACAAGGGACGCUGCGAGAGUCCCUUGAAGUCCUCGAGAAAAGCAUCAGUGCUCUGAAAUCCAAUGCGCUUGAUGACGUGCAUCUCAGCACUCGCUAUGCGACGCUUUUGGAGAUGCACGUGUCCCGCCUGCGUCGGAAUCUUCUUGCUUCCUCGAGAGUCACUAGAAACCACAACUCAAGUGCCCAGAAUAGCCGCGAUACCACGCGUCGAUCCUCAAUGGGGCCACCAGCUUGGCCCGAAAAUGGCGAACGACCGAGCACGGUCAAUGCUACUGCGCCGCAAACUUUGACCUCUGAUAUGGGCUUUAUGCCAUCUCUGAACGAUAUGGCAGAUGACUGGCUGUCUUUGCCAUUUGAUCCUUCGAUGGCGCCGUUUAGCAUGAACAACAAUGUUCAAUUUCCAAUGUACGAAAGUGGGGGGCUAGAUUUCAUUUGGAACCUUCCGUCAUAG
Penicillium oxalicum is the source of this 2520-nucleotide messenger RNA. RefSeq lists its product as uncharacterized. Gene Ontology annotation, cellular component: nucleus. The transcript is spliced from 3 exons. Gene Ontology annotation, molecular function: zinc ion binding; DNA-binding transcription factor activity, RNA polymerase II-specific. Gene Ontology annotation, biological process: positive regulation of transcription by RNA polymerase II; aromatic amino acid catabolic process. The record is from RefSeq and is a predicted model, not a curated record. Bases 1 to 2520 code for a protein of 839 amino acids. Lineage: Eukaryota; Fungi; Ascomycota; Eurotiomycetes; Eurotiales; Aspergillaceae.